CCUUUACCCCUCACGCCAGCCACAGGCCACAGCCAGCCCACGCUACAAAGAGCCGAUCAUGCCUUCCCACAGGCCGUCCCCUGCACACGCUCACACUCACACACACACACACACACACACACACACACACACAAUCUAGUCUCCUGAUCUCGUCUCUCAAUCCCGUAGAUCACUUCCACAGUAGUUAGCCAGCUAGCCAGCUGCCUGGAUUAGCCAUGUCCUGCUUCGCCGUGCCCGUGCGCACCUCGUCGUCGUCGUUGAGGAUAAGCGGCAGCAGGCAGCCGUGGCGGUGGUGGCGCAAGUGCGCGGGCCUCGCCGCCGCGGCGCACACCAAGCUCCGCCGCACCGUCUUACGCGUCCGGUGGUCGGCGACGGGGCGGCUGGGCGGCCACCGUCGGCGCGCGCCGGCGCCGCCCCUGCUGUCUGUGCAGCGCGGGGACCACAUGAGCUUCGCGCCGGUCUAUGUCGACGAGCUCUACAGCCAGCCCAAGGGCCUCAGCGUCGUGCACGAGGAGCAGCGGCCGCAGCCCAGCACCAGCAAACUCGCACGGCCAGCCGGCGGGGUGAACAAGGCACGCGUGCAUGGCGUCGCCGCUGCUACCGGUGGCAACAAAGCAUGUGCGGCGGCUGCGGCCGCCAAGAGCCUCGGCGUGAGGGGCUUCUUGCUGAGCCCGGGCAGAGGAGGCGUUGGGAUGGGGGAGGUGGACGUGAGGGCGGAGAUGUUCAUCAGGAAGUUCAGGGAGGAGAUGAGGCUGCAGAGCCAGAGGUCGGCCGAGGAACUCCAGGCCAUGCUUGCAAGAGGCCUAUGACCUCCAUCGUACUAGUAAUAAUAACUCGUCUUCUCAUGGAUGUACUUAAUUAGCCAUGAGGAUGCGUAGAUUAGCUAUAGCUUGGUUUGGUUUGCCGCUUGAAGAAAGUUGGAAAAUGUUUCGAUUGGGAGCUUGGAUUUCGCCUUGUGUAUAGGAUUGUAGAGCUUGGUUUUCGACUUGUAUAUAGGAUGGUAGCAUUCGUUGAUCAUCGCAUGGAAGUACAUGUACUGUUGGGUAUUCAUUAAAAGAUGAAAAGAUGAUAACAAAAAAAAAUUGUAUACCUUCGUA
Messenger RNA from Aegilops tauschii subsp. strangulata, 1097 nucleotides. RefSeq lists its product as uncharacterized. The record is from RefSeq and is a predicted model, not a curated record. Lineage: Eukaryota; Viridiplantae; Streptophyta; Magnoliopsida; Poales; Poaceae.